CGCAGCGAGCACCGCGCGCGCCCUCACACUCUGCCACUCUGGAUACAGCUCUCCUCGUCUGAAAUGACCGGUUCUAGACACCUCUCGCGCUCCACCAGUGUUCCGAACUUCCGAGAGUGUUUCCUCAGUGAUUUCACUAAUUGGUGCUUUGAGUGAGUGAUCGGGAAUGUACGAGAGCCCGCUAUGGACGACUUACAAUGCCCCAAAUUGCAUUAAAUGGGUAAUUGCUGUUAACAAACCAUGAACAGUGAUAACAACAAAUUGAACUUUUCGACCGUUACGUAACAAAAAUAAUAACAAAAUGAAAAACAGCGAAGAGUGUUUAGACUGAGGCAGUGACUUCGAGAGAACAUAAACAGUGUGAUAUAAAUUGAUCUUAUUUAUGCUAAGUUAUUGGUUAAAAGACAUUGCUGUUGUAAAUAUAGUAUAGGAUUUAGUGUUAAAGACAAUACAUAAAGUGAUAUAACAAAGACUGCUGGCGGGCAGUUACCAGGAGAGCAGAAACGCCCAGCAGCCUACGAUCACGGCGUCGGCGGCCAUCGCAGGGAUGGGAAUCAAAGUCAUGAUGAAAGCUUUUAGUAAGCCGAAAGACAUCCCGUCGCAGGUGCCGCCGCUCACGCCCGGCACGAACAAGAAGAUGGCCGAGGCGCUGAAGGCUACCUUCGCCUCCUGGGAGAAGGAGCAGCUGCGUCUCGGCGUGCCCAAAGAUCCGCGACAAUGGAGCGAAGCAGCGGUGGCGGCGUGGCUGCGUUGGGCGACGCGAGAGUUCUCCUUAGAAGGCGUGGCGAUGCAGCAGUUUGCGCGCGCACAGGGCAAGGACAUCUGCGCCAUGGGCCGCGACGAGUUCGUGGCCCGAGCGCCCGCCUUCAUGGGCGACAUCCUCUGGGAGCACCUCGAGAUAUUACAGAAAGAUGUAGAGAAAGAGCGUUCGCUGCUCGCCAACGUGCCACCCAACAUGUACGAGAGCAACGUGUGUCUCCCGGAACUCACGGAGUACAUCCCGCCGCCUGCGCACCACUACAACAACAACAACAACAGCGGAGGCUACACAACUGGAGGCCCUCGCGAAUCCAACGCAUACGGCUACACAGAAACCCAGCCUUCGGCCCCGGCGGCCGCGCCCGCGCCUCCCGCCGCCUCCCCCCUCGACGAGUACUACCAGUCGGAGUACCCCCCCGCGCCACCCGCGGCCCCUGCGCAGCCCUACCUCGACGAGUAUUACCACCACGCGCACGCACAUACGCAACCACUGCUCACGCACGAGCCCAAGUACCAACCACAUUCGUAUACGAAGCCAUAUCCCAGAGGCAGUGGUGGGCGAUACGGUGGCGAAGGUUACGGCGAAGGCUACGCCCCGGAGUACGCGGGCAGCUGCGGCGAGUGGCCCGAGUGGCCGGGAGAGCAGCAUGCCCUCAUACCCCAGGACAAACUGGCCUACCCCGCUUCAGGACCCUGCUUCACCGGUUCAGGCCCGAUCCAGUUGUGGCAGUUUCUGCUGGAGCUGUUGACCGACAAGAGCUGCCAGGGGUUCAUUUCGUGGACCGGAGACGGAUGGGAGUUCAAACUCACCGACCCUGAUGAAGUGGCCAGACGCUGGGGUAUCCGCAAAAACAAGCCGAAGAUGAACUACGAGAAGCUGUCGCGAGGCCUGCGCUACUACUACGACAAGAACAUAAUCCACAAGACUGCUGGCAAGCGCUAUGUCUACCGCUUCGUGUGCGAUCUACAGAGCUUGCUCGGGAUAUCACCUGAACAACUGCACGCAAUGUACGAACCUAAAAUGGAGAAGAAGGACGAUGAUUGAGCACAACUCCAGCACUCGAUCGCUGCCACUCACACCAUGGCGAUCACCAUACACUCAACGCAGAAUUUAGUCGAAGCGGAUCAGCGAGAUCAAAGCGAAAAUUAUCACUAAUGCAAAAAUAAAUCAUUUGUUUCAGCAUAACAUAUCCACUCAUGAUGAGUAUACCAUUACUACGGAUUUGUAAAAAAAAAAAUAAUUUUGAUCAUAUUUAUUUUUAAUCUCCGUCAAAUAAUGUAUCUGGCCAUUUACAUAUUAUAAUGACAAAAUAAAAGCUAAUGAGGGCACAGAAGUGGAAAUAUGUUUAAUAUAACGAUAUCUGUUUGAUCUCAUGCACAACCACCAGUGGAAUUAUUUAUAAACUAACAAACCCUUUUCCUAACCUUUCACUGUCACAAAUGUUGUAGUUUAUAUUGCUAAUAUCAAAAUGACCAACGGUGCCUUAAUUAUUACUGAUUGUUUCAAUUUAAAAGUCCCCUAGUAUAUAUACGACAGUAUAAAGGGGCAAACACUUAUUUUAUUAUGGUAUUAAUAUUAAAUUCAAUCUUAGUCCUGUACCAGUUGGUACAUUUAAAAAUACAUCGUUUGAAAUUAUUCAAAAGUCAAGAGGAUGAAACCGGAAGUUUAGUGCUAAAAUAGUGAAAUUCUGCUUAAAUUUAACGAUAACUGUAAAUAUAAGUUAAUUUUGUUACUUUAUAAAAAUAAUUAGGUAUUAUAUUAUAAUAGGUAUUUAAGUGUUGUAUGUUUGAUUCGCAAAUUGUUGCAAUAUGCGAGUAAAUUGAUGCAUAGAUAGUAUGAUGACGGACAUAGAACCAUUUCUGCAUAUUUAAAAUCAUAUCCAAAGAUUUAUUAAAUCUAAAUUCCACCUGUUGGUAUAUUUUACGAUAUAACCCUGUUUUUUCCUGAACACUGUCAAUGUCCAUAUUUCAUAAAUAUUUUUAUAUAUAAAUUUAAUCAAAGAAAUCUGUAUCUCUGUGUUCAUGCAAUAAAAGAAGUCUAUGGUACCACUUACGCAUAUAAUUUAAUCAGAGUAUAAGGCAACACCGGGUGACGUCAUUAGUCGCUGAUCUCGUGGUAAGGGAUUGUAAUGUCUUACUAGUUAUGAAAUUAAUUAGUUGUAUUAUUUUCAAUUUUUAUAGGUCCUAGCAUACACCGAAGAUAUUUCGAUAAGUUUUAUUUUGUAAAGUAUUUCUCCUCCAUCAAUAUCAUACUCCUUGUUGUCAUGUGCAAUGCGAUUGUUAUAUAGGUAGCGUUAUAGAAAAUUAUGCAACGGUGCUGUCUUUUCAUGCACAGAUCUGCAGGCCUACCAUCAACCCCUGCGGUUGAUUGUUCCCGAACGAAAAACCUAUGAAAACAUUGUCUUCCCCACCAUUUGUAGGUUGGACUUAAAAUAGGUUCUUGUAUAGCACAUUCUAUGAAACUUGGUACUUGAUAAUGUUAUAUGGUACAUAAUUCCAGUCCUUCAAUUACCACGAAUGCAUAUCCGUACGCCAUUAUAAAGUGAGACAUAUUGUAGUUACGGCCAAAUUUUGAAUGUAUAAGUGUCGUUGUAUGUAUUGAUGGAAGAUAUAAAAUUAAAUAUAUAUAUUUACGAAAUCAA
Plodia interpunctella (Indianmeal moth) is the source of this 3401-nucleotide messenger RNA. It is a transcript of the gene pnt, whose product is annotated as ETS-like protein pointed. Gene Ontology annotation, biological process: regulation of transcription by RNA polymerase II; cell differentiation. Lineage: Eukaryota; Metazoa; Arthropoda; Insecta; Lepidoptera; Pyralidae. Gene Ontology annotation, cellular component: nucleus. Gene Ontology annotation, molecular function: sequence-specific DNA binding; DNA-binding transcription factor activity, RNA polymerase II-specific. The record is from RefSeq and is a predicted model, not a curated record. The coding region runs from base 548 to 1804 and encodes 418 amino acids. The transcript has 10 exons.